AUGGAGGCGUCGCUGCCGCUCCUGGUGCGCAGCCCCGCGCAGCGGCACCCGGACCUGCGCCUCCGCGCCGACCCCGCCUGGACCGUGAGGCGCCUCAAGGCCGAGCUGCGCCGCCUCGUGCCCGAGGCACCGCCUGAAGAGAACCAGAAGCUGAUUUACUGUGGGAAGCUGUUGCUUGAUCAUCAUUACCUGAGAGAGCUGCUGCCAAAGCAGGAAGAGUUCCAUGCUCUUCAUUUGGUGUACAACUUCAAGACUUCUACAGAUGUGCAAGAAACCAAUGCAGAGGUGAAAGCUGCUCAGCCAAAGCUACUGGCAGAAGCUGGUUCAGAACCAUCUUCCUCAGAUGGUGGAAGACUGAGUGGCCAAUCUUCAGCAGAAGCCAGUAACAGGCUUGAACCAACUCGACGCCCCUUCCAGUGUGUCACUCCUGGCCUCUCUGCUUACACGACCUACAGCAUGCUUCAGAUGUCCUGGCUUCAGCAGCUCUAUGCAAGACAGUAUUACAUGCAGUACUUGGCUUCUACUGCUGCAUCUGCUGACCCAGCCCCUGCACAGCAUUCUCAGGAGAUACCAGUGGCACCAGUGACACCCCCAGCUCCUCUCCCAGACCCUUUUCCUGCACAAAACCAGCCUGGGAACCAGAACGCUGCUGCCCAGGUUAAUGCUGUGGUCAAUCCCAACUUGAGGGUGAAUGCCCAAGGGGGUCCUCUCAUGGAGGAAGAGGAGGAGGGUGCCAAUCGAGACUGGCUGGACUGGCUCUACUCUGCAACGCUCUUCUAUGUUUUUGUCAACAUCAUCUACUUCUACUCCAGUGUCAGCAGAUUCCUUUUGGUUCUGGGUGGCACCGUGCUGAUGUAUCUGCACCAUGUUGGAUGGCUUCCCUUCAGGCAGAGAGCAGCUCAGCCCUUCCCAGGCAAUGUUCCUCCUCAAGCUGCUGUGAACCAGGACCAGAACAAUAACUUGCAGGGAGGAGAUGGAGGCAGAGCAGAUGAAUCUGUGGCCCCUCCUGAGGAGGGGCAGGUUUUACAAGACCUGCAGCAGACCAGCCCCUCACGGAUAAGCACAGCGUGGGUUUUCUUCAAGACUUUCUUUGCAUCCCUCCUUCCAGAAGGACCCGGAGUGAUCCGCAACUGACUCCUCACCAGUCUGGUCUGAAGCUGCAAUGGGAUUUAGUCCACUGGAGCAAACUGGAUACUCCAAACCAGGAGGGGAAGGUUGAUGGCACUUCUCUGGCUUUCACUGACCAAGCAACCAAAGCCUUAAGUCAUUGCAGCCUAGAGACCAUGAUGCCCUCAUUCCAAACAACUUUGUUCUGCAGCAUUGAUUAGGUCCCUAUGUAGAGGCUUGGCAUUGGAAACCUGGGCUCUAAGCAGGUGUGCAAGAACAUGAGAGAAGCAAAUUGUUGCUUCUGUGCUAUGUGAUUCCUGUUGGAAUGUUUCAAAUGCUAUUUAAAUUACACUGAGUGUAGGAUCUCAAAUGCUAGAUAUGCAUUAGCAGAUUUUUAGGAAAGAUCUAUUGUUAAACUGCUUCAACAAUAGUUUAAGUUUUCUGUGUAAAUAUUUUCUGAUGAAGGGCAUAUGGUGCAAUUGCCUUGCUGGACAAAGUGGAGGAGUGUAAGACAGUGACCUCUUGAUAAGCAUUAACCUUGGUGGAGUUGGAGGCUAAAUUUCACAUUGCCAAAUUAGGAUACUUUAAACUCAAGGCUUAAUUUCCCCCCCUGUCAAAUCAUGACAGAAGAAUUCAUGUGAGUUGUAAAAUUUUUCACUGCUUUUGGAUGCAAAGCUAAAGCAACUCAACUUUGCAUUCUUACUCCACAGCAACUCUUGUAUUACUUUGUUCCCUUUAAUUGCUGGUUAAGUGCUUUGAUUUCAAUAAAAUUUGAAGGCCUAUCUGUA
Molecule: messenger RNA, 1895 nt
Organism: Apus apus (common swift)
Lineage: Eukaryota; Metazoa; Chordata; Aves; Apodiformes; Apodidae
Gene: HERPUD1
Product: homocysteine inducible ER protein with ubiquitin like domain 1
Exons: 8
Coding region: 1-1134 (377 amino acids)
Biological process (GO): ubiquitin-dependent protein catabolic process; negative regulation of endoplasmic reticulum stress-induced intrinsic apoptotic signaling pathway; endoplasmic reticulum calcium ion homeostasis
Cellular component (GO): endoplasmic reticulum membrane
Molecular function (GO): transmembrane transporter binding
Source: RefSeq, a predicted model, not a curated record